Nyctereutes procyonoides (raccoon dog) is the source of this 6231-nucleotide messenger RNA. RefSeq names its product insulin like growth factor binding protein 5 (gene IGFBP5). Gene Ontology annotation, molecular function: insulin-like growth factor I binding; fibronectin binding; insulin-like growth factor II binding. Bases 822 to 1637 code for a protein of 271 amino acids. Gene Ontology annotation, cellular component: extracellular region. The transcript is spliced from 4 exons. Gene Ontology annotation, biological process: regulation of insulin-like growth factor receptor signaling pathway. The record is from RefSeq and is a predicted model, not a curated record. Lineage: Eukaryota; Metazoa; Chordata; Mammalia; Carnivora; Canidae.
AGCCCGUAGUCUCUUUGGAAACUUCUGCCGGGGGAAAGAGCUAGGAAAGAGGAGCAAACCGGUGUGGGGUUCUCUCUCUCUCUCUCUCUCUCUCUCUUUUUUUUUUUUUUUUGCUCCUUUUAAUUACCCCCUCUUCCGUUUGCACCCUUCUUCGAGCUUCACGCAGAACCUGCGAAUUUCCAAGAGGUGGUGGCACAGCGGGAGCAGAGAGGUGUUAGGGGUUUGGAUUGGGGGCUUUUUUUUUUUUUUAAUUUCUUGAUUUCAACAUCUUCCCCCACCCUCGCGGCCACCGCCGCCGCCUCUUACCUGUUCCGCGGCAGCCGCGCGCUGCAGGCAGCUGAAGGUUAGGGACUAGGGGCAGGGUGCAUUUUAGGUCUUAAACCAAAUUUUUGAAGACAAACCCAUUUUGCUCCCCCCCCGCCCCCACCCCCCUUCUCCUCCACAGCCUCCGAGCUCAUUAUUUCGGCGGUUUCUUUGGGGUGAACAAUUUUUGGCUUUUUCCUCCCUGUAAUUCUGAGCAGGUCUGGCCGGGGGGGUUGUUUCUCUGGCCUCCACUCCCUCCGCGUGCACCUGGCGCUGCUCUUUUCCCCCCAACCUGUUGCAAGUCCUUUAAUCCUUGCAACUGGGACUCGCUUGCAGGCACCUCAGCCCUCCAUCUCUCCCCACAUUUUGCAAUUGUCUGGGGGAGGGCACCUGCUCUACCUGCCAGAAAAAAAAAAAAAAACAUUUUUUUAAUUUCUCCGGACGCCCUCCUGGCCCCUUUCUCCCCACACUCUCGCUCUCGUGCCCCGCCCCAAGGUAAAGGGGAAGACUCGGAGAAGAUGGUGCUCACCGCGGUCCUCCUGCUGCUGGCCUCCUGUGCGGGGCCGGCCCAGGGCCUGGGCUCCUUCGUGCACUGCGAGCCCUGCGACGAGAAAGCCCUCUCCAUGUGCCCCCCCAGCCCCCUGGGCUGCGAGCUGGUCAAAGAGCCCGGCUGCGGUUGCUGCAUGACUUGCGCCCUGGCCGAGGGGCAGUCGUGCGGCGUCUACACGGAGCGCUGCGCCCAGGGGCUGCGCUGCCUCCCCCGGCAGGACGAGGAGAAGCCGCUGCACGCCCUGCUGCACGGCCGCGGGGUUUGCCUCAACGAGAAGAGCUACCGCGAGCAAGCCAAGAUCGAGAGAGACUCCCGUGAGCACGAGGAGCCAACCACCUCCGAGAUGGCAGAGGAGACCUACUCGCCCAAGAUCUUCCGGCCCAAGCACACCCGCAUCUCCGAGCUGAAGGCCGAGGCGGUGAAGAAGGAUCGCAGAAAGAAGCUGACCCAGUCCAAGUUUGUGGGGGGCGCCGAGAACACUGCCCACCCCAGGGUCAUCUCUGCCCCCGAGAUGAGACAGGAAUCUGAGCAGGGCCCCUGCCGCAGACACAUGGAGGCUUCCCUGCAGGAGCUCAAAGCCAGCCCACGCAUGGUGCCUCGUGCCGUGUACCUGCCCAACUGUGACCGCAAAGGGUUCUACAAGAGAAAGCAGUGCAAGCCUUCCCGUGGCCGCAAACGUGGCAUCUGCUGGUGUGUGGACAAGUAUGGGAUGAAGCUGCCAGGCAUGGAGUAUGUCGACGGGGACUUUCAGUGCCACACCUUCGACAGCAGCAACGUUGAGUGAUGCGUCCCCUCCCCGUCCUCCCCUCGCCCCAUCCCACCCCCAGCCCUGACUCCAGCCAGCACCUCCCUCCACCCCAGGACGCCACUCAUUUCAUCUCAUUUAAGGGAAAAAAAAAUCAUAUAUCUAUCUAUUUGAGGAAACUGAGGACCUCGGAAUCGCUAGCAAGGUCUCAACUUUCAAACCGGCAACAGCAGAGAUGCAGACAGCUAAGGAGACCCCCACACACACACGCCCCUUGAAAAAUCUUGAAAAUGGUUUUCUUUUUGAGGCAAGUUGAAGGGACAGGGAGGGGAAGAGAGGAGGACAUGAGAGAGGAGAGAGAAGGGAAGAAAGUGCACGUGUAGAGGAGAGAAGGAGACACCAGAGUGUCGUUUCGAAGAAGAAGGAAAGAAGAACGUGGGCAGGAAGGGAAAGAUCACCGGGACCAUGGCUGGACCGGCCCGUCGUCGUGUCCAGCCCUGGCCUGAGUUGGGAGACGUUUGGGCACCGGAAGGUAUGGCCCAAGGUGUGGCAUCCGAUGGCACCCUUGGGGGUUUUCCCGUCUGGAUUGGUCACGGGGGGAGAAGGGAAAAGACCGGAGGGGUCAGCACCUCUCCUGACCUAUCUCCACCACCAGCCAGCAACCUGCAUGGCUUGAACCCGCUCCUCCUCCCCUCUCCCCCCAGCAGAGGGUUCUCCUUCCCCAAAACUUCUGAAAACUAAAAUGCAUUCCAUUCCUCUCCAAACAAAGCAACAGCAUAGCCGAGUGCUGUUAGAUAGAUUGGUUUUCCUACGCAGAAAUACCAAGAGUAAGUAGGUGUGCGUACUUCAGGCCCCGUGCAGACUUUUAGAAAGCAGGACACACCCCGGAGCCGAGAGACUUGCUCUCCCAGGGGGACUAGAUCAUGCUGACACGGGUGGUUUGAGCCCCCCGCGGCGCUCCCUCCGCUCCGAGCACGGCCCCUCUGGGGGAGGAUAGGCUGACAUCAACGCGGCCUCGUCCAUACUUCUCUACGAGGCUCCAUGUAGUCAUGUAUAAGGCAUAUACGUCUACGUUCUUUCUAUUUUGCUUUCUUCCUUCCUUUCCUUCGAAGGUUUGCAUUAACUUUUCAAAGCAGUUCCUCUGGGUGCACUGAGGAGCUUCCUCAUUCUGGGAAAACCGAGAAAACCCAUAUUCUUCUGACACAACCCAUAACUGCAAUUUUGCCAGCCUCCCAUGAGCGGCAGAUGCAAACCCUCGGUGGGCCACGGUGUUAGACUCUUUCCCGGCUUCCCGCGUGCAGGUGUGGGCAGGUGUGCCCACAGGUACCCAGCCAGGUAGACGGGGGCUCUCCGCGGCACGCCCCCCACGCCCCCCCCCCGCACCCUCCGCACCUCUGGCGUUGUUAGCCCUGAGACCCUCCGGGAGUCACCGCCUCUGGACCCUGCACCAAACGAGCACAACGGGGACAAGUGUGACCCACUGGUCCUGCCCGGCCUUUUUCUCCCGUCCGGGCCGAGCCUGCAUUUUGACAUUUUGAGGGCCUUGCUGGGCCUCCGCGCUGGUCGAGCAGGAGAGAGCCUGAAAUGAGAGAGGGACGUGAGCGGGAGGGACGUGAGCUGGGGUGAAUGCAGGGGAGCCGGUAAAAGGGGAGCAGGAGGGGGGUACCAGCUGGAGGGCCAGCGGGGACUGCCUCCUUCUAGCUCUGGAGCAAAGCAACAGGAAGGGGGACGAAGCCCAGCGCGAUUGCCUGGCUCCCCAUCCUCUAGGCCUUUGGGACUCGAGAGGACAGCAAGAAGAGAAUGGGGGCGCAGUUCCUCAGAGAGAAAUGAGCUUGCUCCAGGCCUGGGCACCAGGGACGGUGGGCACCGUUAGGUGGGCUCUAACACCUGCCACUGGGCAGGAGCAGGGAUCGGCACAGACCGGCCGUGCCUUCGGAGGGACAAGACCGUGCACGCGGGUGGCCACCUCCGCUCUGCAGUGAGGGACAGGUGGCAGACUGUUGCAAGCCCUUCAACGCCUCCGGCCAGCGCAGGGUCUCUCCCUGGGGCGGAGGACGGGACAAGGGCCCAGGACAAGCGGAUGCUGCAGGGUGUUGUCCUCAGGAGCCAGGUUCGGAACCAGGGAAACUCCCGUUCCCGCUGACGUCCUCAACAAACCGGUGCCCGUGGGGCUGUCCUCGGAGGCCGGAGCCAGCCUGCCGGGAGAGGGGGCUGGGACACCGGCGAAGGGGCCCCCUCCUCGCUGUGGACACAGCUCUCUCCACUCUUCCCUGAUGGCGUGAUGCCGUGGGGACCACUCCAGCGCCCAACUUCUCCAGCGGAGAAGCAGAUUUCAGCUGGUGGGAGACUUGCAGCUACGGGACUUGGGGCUGGGGUACAGGGGGGGGAUUCCUGCCUCCCUAACCACCCCCACACACACAGGACAGUUGGCUGGGACAAGAGAGACGGUCGAUUGCCACAGGACAAAGGGCCCGAUGGGGAUGGCGGCCGAGAGGACUGAGUCGACCUGCCGCGUCAGUGCGCCCCAUCUCUCUGCACAACUCUCUCCCCAAACCCCCGACUCACAUUUCCGUGUCUGAGGCCAGUAUUGUAAACCUUUCCCGCUUCACUCUACCGUUUGCCCAUCCUUUCUGCGCAUCUUGAGCAGCCGUCUAACUGGGAUCUGCCAAGUGGAUACUGGGGUGCCAUUCCCCCUAAGAAAAGACUGAGCCAGGAAUUGCAUACCCCCCACCGCACACCCCUCCCAAGACCUGGACCUGGUUCCUGAGAGAGGCUCUCUCCUUUCCCCCUGCUGCGUCCCGAACUCUGAAGGGGCGCCUGCCGCCGGCCGUGAGGUGGGGGAGUAGGGCCCGCUUGAAUCCCAGCAGUCUUCGGGUUUCCGGAGCUCUUGCGACUCACCCAAGCCUGUGAGCCCAGUGCUUGCAGGGGUGACUCCGGUCAGCUGGCCACUCCCUAGAGGACGCAGGACCUGCAUAACGGAUGAGACUAGCCUCCCAAGGGGGCGGCCUGGCCUGGGGAGGGAGUCGAGGAGGAGGAUGGAGAUGGAGCGUCCCUGGGCCAGGAGGGCGGGAGGGAAGGCUGGUGGGCAGCGCCGCCAGUGGGGAUCCUGACCCGGGAUCUCCUUGACUCCAGGCUGCCUGAAGGCUACUGUUGCUUCACCUCGAGGCCUCAGGCUCUGUAGUUCUCUGUGGCCUCAAGACUAAAUGUCACCCCCCACCCACCCACCCAACAGUAGGCCUCUUCCCAUCCCCUCUGACCUGUGCCUCGCUCUGGCAGGGAGACGACUACCUGUCAUUGCCACUGCCACCGGGUCGCGGAUGGAGGCCUCGCCAGGACCCGUCCUCCUUCCCCCAGAGCUUCCCUACCCACCUGGGCAAACAGGGCAUCUGGGACAGGUGACGCUCGAACAUUUCUCAGACAGCCAGGCCUACACAGACAGGCCUGGAGACAUUCAACCCCCACAGGGGAGGACGGGAGGCCCAGGCGGCCCCGUGCGGUCUACCUCCUGUCUCCUCGCUCAUUUGCCCAUCGCCAUCUCAGUGGUCUCCCCGGGAAUCCUGCAGGGUCAGCCUCCCCCGGGCAGGUGGGCCCGGCCACCGCUCUCCCGACACCUGGCUUGUUGGCACCAGGGAGGGCCUCGGUGCACGGGGGCCUUAGAGGGAAGUGAGCCCACGAGAAGCAACCCUGAGUCUCAAAGAGGACAUUUGUGGUUUGCAGGAGAAAGGAGGCUAAAUUUUAAGAAGUGGUGGCACAAGGGGAUGGGGACUUGCCAAGCCAGCCACCUGGGCGUUGUACUGUCUUUAUUUUUAAAACCACUAAAGUGCAAGACUUCCUUUUGCACUUUUCUCCACUUUUUUUUUUUUUUCUCCUCCUGGGUUUUUGUUUCUUUUUAUAAACAUACUUUCUGGGUUUUCUAAUGGAGUUAUAUGGUCUAGCCAUCCUCACAGACCCUGGCCCCCCUCUCAAACUCCUCUGGGUGGGGAAAGGGAAGGUGGGGAGCGUCAGCCACCUUCUCAGGUCCCCGGCCACCAGCCUGAGUCCUGAAUCUCCCGCCACCGUCGCCGCCACCACCGCUGCCACCACAACCGCCACCGCCACCACCACCACCACCACCACCACCACACAGUAGCCCACACGGAUAGACAGUUGUCAGACAAGAUUCCUUCAGAUUCCGAGUUGCCUACCGGUUUUUUUUUCUUUUUUGAAGACAGCAAUAACCACAGCACAUAUUACUGUAGCUCUUUGUAGUGUUACGUACAUACAUAUCAUAGCUCUAUUCUCUCCCUUUGUUUUGUUUUCGACUUUUUUUUUUUUAAUAAACGCUCAUAAUCUUUACUGGUGAAGAGGAUGAAAAAAAAAUAAAUUGACAAAUAAAACCAGUUUGUGGGGAAAAGAAUUUUAAAAAAAGCGGGAAAAAAAAAAUCACCUGAAUGCAGAGGGGCUCGCCUCCUGUUUAGCAUUUUGUACCUGAGGAAAUAAAAAAAAAGAAAAAAAAAGCCAGAGGAUCUCACGUUUUAUUAAAAAAGUGAAGAUUGCUGUAUACUAUUUAUUCAACUUAUAAUUUAUGUUACUCCUUGAUCUUUGUCUUUUGUCAUGACAAAGCAUUUAUUUAAUAAAGUUAUGCAUUCAGUUA